This is a messenger RNA of Caenorhabditis bovis, 513 nucleotides long. Lineage: Eukaryota; Metazoa; Nematoda; Chromadorea; Rhabditida; Rhabditidae. The record is from the annotation of a GenBank genome assembly.
AUGAUUCUCGCCGUCGCUCUUCUCGCCACCACCGCCGCCACCAUCGCCACCAAUCAUCCUUCGCCAUUUGUGCAGCAGCCGCCCAAAAGCUUUUGGCACUUCAAAACCAUCACCAGAACUGUUGAUCUUGGAUCGUUCAAGGACGGAUUUGCCGAGUUUUACAAUGAAUUCCGCAAUAAAAACCAAAACGAGUUCACAUUCAACGCAUCGCUCAAAAACGGCACCAUUGUGGUGACUUGGGAGAGGGAGCCGGUCAAAUUCAGCUACAAAAUUCUCACGCAAUACACCUACCCACUCGCUGUAAACGCCACCGUUCUCACAUCCGAUUUUGUCGAUUAUAUUCGAAGAUUCGAAGAAGCGAAUCCGAAUGGCUACUUUAUCGGAUCGCUGAAGAAAAAUGAAUCGAUUUACGCCGAAAUCAAAUCAAUUGGAUUCGAGUUUGAGUUCAUUUUGAAUUCCGACAAGCACGGAGUUGAUUUCGUGUGGGCAAACGUCACAAAUUGCUCCAAUUAA